This is a messenger RNA of Gracilinanus agilis (Agile Gracile Mouse Opossum), 2347 nucleotides long. RefSeq lists its product as uncharacterized. The coding region runs from base 53 to 766 and encodes 237 amino acids. Gene Ontology annotation, molecular function: peroxiredoxin activity. The record is from RefSeq and is a predicted model, not a curated record. The transcript is spliced from 5 exons. Lineage: Eukaryota; Metazoa; Chordata; Mammalia; Didelphimorphia; Didelphidae.
AGGAGGUGAGUGAGCAGCCAGGAGGAGCUAAGCUGGUCUGGGACUCUCCAACAUGAGCCUCCUCCUCCGCAUUCUGCGCCCAGGGCUGGGCUCGUGUGUUCCUCGAUUAUUGGCAAAUAGACUGGGGUCCUUUUCAACAUUCCCAGAAAGGAGCCCGUCUAGUGAUGCCCAGCCAGAGGAACUCAGGAAGCCUAUUGGUCGUUAUCCGAUUCCUUACAAAAAGGAACUCCCUUUUGAUAUAGUGGAGCUCAUGGAAGAGAUAGAAAAAAAGACUGGAUUUUUACCAAAUAUCUUUAAGGUGUUAGCCCAUCGACCAGGGGAAUUCAGAGCAUUUUUUGCUUACUACAAUGCCAUUAUCAACAAAGAAACAGGUCACCUCAGCAAGGCUGAUAAAGAACUCAUCAUCGUUGCUACAAGUGUUAGUAAUAGGUGUCCCUACUGUGUUAUUGCUCAUAGUGCUCUGCACAGAAUAUAUUCCAAAAAUGCUGUUCUGGCUGAUCAGGUCAGCAUUAAUUGGAAAAAGGCUGAGUUAUCACCUCGAGAGUUAGCUAUGCUAGAAUUUGCCCUUGCUGUUAGUCGGGCUGAUGACAUAACAGAAGAACAUUUUAAAAAGCUGGAGUUGCAUGGUUUUGACCGAGAAGAUGCCUGGGAUAUAGCUUCCAUUUCUGCUUUCUUUUGUAUGUCUAACCGUAUUGCUCAUUUUAUUGAUCUGAUGCCCAACAAAGAAUUUUAUUCAUUGGGUAGAGCAAAUGAUCACAGUCUGUAAAAGCAUGUACACCACAAUGGCAACAUAAAAUGUGUGUAUUUAUUUUAUUUGUGCAAAUUUUGGUCUGUCUGUUAAUAAGUUUUUUUUCCCUUAGUCCCUUAAUAUUUAGUUUACAUAACAAAUGGGAAAUAAACUCAUUUACUAUUCUACCUUUAGUACCACUUUUGCUGAAGUUGGUGGAAUUUAGCACUUAUGUAAGUAUUGAUAAUUCAGAAGACUUUUACCUAUAGAGGGGAUUAUCCUCAGUUUUUUUUAUUAUGAAAAAAAUUACCUUCAUUUCCAACUAUUUCUCCCAUUUAACCCCUUCGCUUAUUAACAUUCCCUUAUUAAAAAAGAUAAAUAAUUGUCCAGCAACCAAUAUAUUGGGUCUAACAGUAUAUGCAACAUUUCUCAUCUAUAGUCUUCAGCCUCUUCUAUGAAGGGAGAUAGGUACAUUUUCUCAACUCCUUUCUGGGGCUAAGCUUAGAUUGGCAUUGGUGUCAUUAUGCAUAUUAUUUUGCUGGUUCUGCUACCUUCAUUCAGAAAUCUUCUAGGUUUCCCUGAAUUCUUUUUUUUUUUUGGUGGUAUAGUAAUAAUAUUCUACUAUGUUUAUGUACUACAAUAUAUUGAGCCAUUUCCUAAUUAUUGUGUUGGCACACUAUUACUUUUAGGUGUUCUUAAAGGAGAAUUUGGAGGAAAGGGAAACAGAAAUAUGACUCAGGGACAUUCUAAGAAUUGAUAAUCAACUCUAUCAAAUUAGCCAUUUUAACUAAAGCCCUUAGGGUUUAAGACUGUAGUUUUCCUAAAGCUAUUUUUGCUGUUGAUAAAAAAAAUGUAUAAACAUGAUAUGAAAUGAAUUCUUUUCUGAGGUAGAUUUAGGGACUCAAAUGAAAGGCAUGUCAAUAUGAGCAGACCUAUUUUAUUUCAGCACUUUCCUCAUCCCCCUUUUUUAGCUUUAGUUGAAUACCUGAUAGAGAGGUAAAGAGUGCCUUCUUUCUCAGUUGACCAGUCUCCAAUGACUUUUACUAAUGGACUGUGAAAUCAUAAUCAUUUAAACAGAAUUUUGGUCCAUAAAUAACUAUUUUCCUUUAGGUUUAAAUAAAGGUUGUCUAAGUAGUGUAGGAGCUCAUAACAUAUCACAGGCCAAUGGGUACCCUAUUAGUGAAGUAAGAGCAAAAGAAAUGCAAAACUUGAAGCAAUUUUUUGUAUAGAAACGAUUCAGAUUUUCUUUCUGAAGGGAAUUGGUUCUUUUUACUUCUACUGUUUCUUACAUUUUGUAUGGUUCUCUUUGACUUUAAUGGGUUUUUAUAUAUAGAUUUUAUGUGGUUAUAAAAAUUAUAUACAGUCUACUUGGUAUUUUCUCUAUUCAUAUGUUUUUCCUCAAUAUUUUUCAAAUUAAUUAGUCAGUAAAUAAAUCAUAAUCUGCUUUGAGAGCUGAGAUAUAUUAAAGCUUGAUUUGAUUUAACUGUGAAACAGGAUUAACUUGAGUCUGUGAACAAAAUAUCAAAUAUGAGGGAAUUGUUAUGACUGUACCUCAAAUACUAUACCUCAUGAAAUAUAAUGUUUUGGAGUUAAUUUCACAAAUAAACUUAAUUAAAUUGG